Molecule: messenger RNA, 1895 nt
Organism: Alligator mississippiensis (American alligator)
Lineage: Eukaryota; Metazoa; Chordata; Crocodylia; Alligatoridae
Product: mas-related G-protein coupled receptor member H
Exons: 2
Coding region: 115-1155 (346 amino acids)
Biological process (GO): G protein-coupled receptor signaling pathway
Cellular component (GO): membrane
Molecular function (GO): G protein-coupled receptor activity
Source: RefSeq, a predicted model, not a curated record
UGGAAAUACUCUCCUUUUAUGGAGGAGAAGCCCUGCUUCUGUGACCUCUAGUUUAGAAUUGUGACACUUGUGGAUUACAUUGCAAGUCGUUUCUGGACUGGCAUUCCUAGAUGCAUGGUUGAGGGUGAAGGAAGGAUUUCAUGUGACCAGGAGAGGACAAGACGGAAAGUCCAGGAUUUAUCCCAAAGCUUUGCAAUGACAGAGGUGAACACAGUCUCCCUGCGUCCUACAGAGACCAGCCUGAACAGCAGUGGUAGACAUAAUCAGACGGAAUGUCAGAUGGAUGAUUUAGCUGAAGUGGUCCUGGACAGCAUCACUCUACUGAUCUGCCUGUUUGGACUGGUGGGGAAUGGGAUCAUUCUCUGGAUUCUUGGCUGCCACAUCAAGAGGAACCCCUUUACUGUCUACAUCCUGAAUUUGGCCAUUGCUGACUUUGGUUUCCUGCUCUGCCUGCCUGUUUUCCUCGCAAUAUAUUAUAUAUAUUGUUUUACUUCACAUUUUCCCAUCAUACUAGACACAUUUUUCCUACUUUCACUAUUGACAUAUAACACCAGCCUGUUUGUUCUGACAGCCAUAAGCACUGAGAGAUGUCUGUCUGUCCUCUGUCCAAUCUGGCAACAUAUUCACCGCCCAAAGUACUUGUCUGCCACGGUGUGUGCCCUGCUCUGGGUUCUUUCCUGUCUGACAACUGGACUAAUAUCAUUUUUCUGUCUGUUUGAAGAAUCUGACUAUUGUACUGUGAUAUUCAAGGUCACGUGCAUUUUGAGUUUCUUAAUUUUCCCUCCCCUUAUGAUUAUUUUCAAUCUGAUCCUUUUCAUCAGGAUUCAAUAUGGCUCACAGCGACAUCAGCCCAGAAGGCUCUAUGUUGUUAUCCUGCUCACCAUCAUCUUCUUCCUCCUCUUUGCUGUUCCCUUCAGUGCCUAUAUUUUCCUUAGUAUUUAUGAAUAUUUUGAUUUGAAAUUUGAGGCAUGUACUAUGCUGGCCUCCGUAAACAGUAGCGUCAACCCUGUUAUUUACUUCUUGGUUGGGAACUAUAGGAAACGCCUGUUCAGGGGCUCUGUCAAGGUUGCACUCCAGAGAGUUUUUCAAGAGAAGAUAGAUCCCAGGGGAGUAAAUGAGGUGCCUACAGCAGACAUAAUGGAUACAACCAUUUAAAUCCCUAUGGGCCCAAAUCUGGGAGAAGCAGUUCUGAGCCUAGAUGGUUUCAUCGGUCCUAGAAAAUCAGUCCCAACAUUUGUCCUUGCCUACCCACAUGGAGCAGGCCCCAUCCCUACUGCAUAUCCCUAAGGUUCUAAGCAUGCACAAAGGGUCAAAUGAGUCAUACAAGGUCUACAUCUGAUCCCUUUGGACCCAAUGGAGAAGUUGUAUUGGCUUCACUGAGAGCAGAAGUGGAUCCAAAAUGGUCCAAUUGAUUUGUUGUAUAAGAAAGCAGGUAAAUCUCAUUUCCAAUGGAGAUUUUCUCUCCAGGUCAAACUAUUUCCUGUUCCUGUCUUUUACUUAAGUACUACUGUCAGGCAGUAUACAUGAACCUAUAUACCAAGGGACACAAUGCCAAAAUACUACUGAGCAUUUGGUGAGUUUGAUCUCAGCUAUUAAUUAUGACUUUCAGUGAUUUGCAAAAGUCUCUACUGUAACUGGCUGUUAUUUCUCUGUAAAGCCCUUUUGUUCUGUGAUCUUGUUUGCAUAUCUUCAUUUUACUUUGUUCUGAAUGGGAGGCUUUUCAAAUUAGAAAGGCGGGACACAUGCCUGCCUUUCCUCCCCAACACUGGAAGCAUAGCUGGAGCAGAAAAAGAAUGGCCAUUGAAAUUUAUGGACCAAGUUUCCUACAUCUGAAAAUAAGUGUUGUUACAUAUUAUGAUCAGGACAUGCUGAAGCUAGAUGGCAUUAAAAUUAUA